AUGUUUGUAAGAUCGAUCCGUCGUUUGGCUACUGAAGCAAGUACUUCUACCCUUCCAAGUGCCACGACUUUUAACAUAGCCAAACCACCUCAAUACACAUUGGCAUCGUUAAGAAGCUUUCCAAGCUUGGAGCCUCAUUCAUUCAUUCCGUUGCCAGCCUCCUUCUUCGAUGCUCCUUUAAGAAGAGACUUCUUAUGGAGUGCGGUAGUAUUUGAAGCUGAUGCUUCCAGAGUAGGAUCCGGUAGCGUGCCAACUAAGGGUGACAAGCCAUUCUCCAACAGAAAGAUCCAGCCUCAAAAGGGUUCAGGACGUGCGAGAGUAGGUGAUCGUAAUUCUCCAAUUAGAGAUAAUGGAUUAAAGGCGUUUGGGAGAAAGGCCCCAGUUGACUGGUCCACCAAUUUACCAAGGAAAAUAUACAACAGAGCCAUCCAAACUGCAUUUUCACAACAAUAUAGAGACGGUAAGCUCUUCAUAAUCGGAGCUGGGGAACAAAGCGAAGCAACGACCGGAAAAUUAUCAGAAACCGAUCUGACUAUCGUAGAUUUCAAGUAUGGUUAUGAGGAAGCUACCAAGCAGUUUGUUGAAUGUCACAAGAUGGAGAAAUUGCACUUGUUGUUUGUUACAGAUGAUCUCAGAGAGAACUUAUUGAAUUCAACGGAGUAUAUCGCAGACAAGGCGGACGUUGUUCCUAAGGAAGCAUUGCAGGUCAGAGAUAUCUUAAAGGCCAACAGGAUCUUCAUUGAAGCGCCAGCUUUGCAAUGGCUUAUUGGGAAGCACAGCAACUAG
Dujonia railenensis is the source of this 786-nucleotide messenger RNA. Lineage: Eukaryota; Fungi; Ascomycota; Pichiomycetes; Serinales; Debaryomycetaceae. The record is from the annotation of a GenBank genome assembly.